AUGAAGGUUGCCCUGAGAGAUUCAGCUCAACCUGCUCAGCGACCGGAGCUUGUGCUGUUGGCCAAAACCUCACUAUUCCUGGGCGCCCAUCAAGCCAGCAAGAACUCCAUAACUGCUUGCCGCCGUGGGAAACAGCCAAUGGAGGAGGCUACCCCGGAUGACUCAGUUCAACUUGUUCUGCAAUCAGAGCCAGUACCCUCCACUUCAUCAUCCUUCCUCGUCCCCGGCGCCUGUCAAGCCACCAAAUCCGCCAUUAUCAAUGAUUGCCGUGGCACACAGCAACAGAAAGACUCAGCCCAAUCCAAUCUGCGACCAGAACUUGUACCCCCAGCUAGAUCUCCACAAGCCCCGGGCACCUCCGAAAAGCACCAACAGAUAAACAAGUUUCCUCUUAGUGACAGCCACACAAAACGUUGUGCCAUGUCCGCGGGUCCUUUGAGUCAACCAACUCAUGGGAACGCCUUUUUGAGCUCAGAAGAUGCAAACGGACUCGCCCAGCCACCAGGCAGAAGCCAACACUCACCAUCUCCUGGAUCAGUUCAAGAACACCAACAUCAGACGGGCGACACUGGCCACGAGCUUGAAGACCGCAUUGACAGCCCUCAAUUUGUUGAAGAACCUGAAGACCACACCAACAGUACAGAGAAAAGCCGCCCACAAAAUUUCCAGAUUGACAGUCCAAUCCAAUUGCGACCAGAAAGCCGCAAGUCAGAAACCGAGGCAGACCCGCUGACAGCUUCGCCCAACAACAUGGGUAGAGAACAUCGCAGUUUUGUGCCCCCACACCGUCGAAGAUUCAACUCAAGACAAAUUAUCAUCUCCAAAUCUGACAAAGAGGAAGAAGCUUGUCCCAAUGGACAAGAAAACCACUCCGUUGUCCCACUUGAAGCCCCUCCACCCAACAACCCCAAUUCUAACAUCCCCACAAGCUCCAAUGUAACUUUCCCCACAGCAUCACACAUUGCAGAUUGCCGAGAUGUCAUACCUUUGGGAGGCAAAAAUCCCAACAUUGCAUUUACAUCACUUACUGCAAGAGAUGAAAUUGUAGUCACCGUCAAAAAUGACAGGCAAAAAUGGGCAAAAGACCCAUUGAAAUUGAAAGUCAAACAGCUGAAAGAGGUGCUCAACAAGUUUAAAGUUAAAUACAAAUCUAACGAGCUCAAGCCUGCUCUGAUAAAUAGGAAUAAAGUUCUAGAAAGCAAACAGUGUGCAAUUGAGGCAUAUCAACCCCCAAUCCCGACUAGCUCUCAACCACCAAUAUCUCUAGCAUGUCAACCACCGCCAGUAAUAUCCACAGGUCCCACUUGCAAUGUCUAUCUUGUCGAUGGACAUCCAUUAGAUCAAUUGAAACGUUUGGAUAAAGCGGAUGUCGAGAUGGGUGACCACUUGUUCAACAACUCUGAGUCCACGGAAUCGGCAGGAAUCUUGCUAUUGUGUCAACCCACGCUCAAAUCUGUCUCACAAGAAACCCCACAUCCUAUUGCCCGGUGGCAGCCUGGGUUUCAGGCGUAUUUGGAUUUUGCGUUAGACUCAAAAGAACUUGUCAAAUCCACACUUCAAGCCGUGGGCGUCAUAGCCAAAGGGGUCACUGUGAUCAAGGAAACAGUUCGAUUGAGUCCUGGGAUUUUUUCAAACACACAAAGCGGGGCCUUGACUUCUCAAAGAUCUCCACAUGACCGUGCAGCGGAUGACUUGUAUGAUCUAGAAUCUCCAACUGCUAAGCUUCAUUACAUACCCGGCGCGGGACCUGUCGCGGAUGAAGUGAGGAGGCAUGUCAUAAGAUUGUUUGGACGCGCAGCAUCAAAUGGCGAUUAUCCUCCACCUGCCAGUGAUGAGGACCGUAGGAGCUGGGUCCAACCAAUUGAAGAUCCCGGCAAUGAAGAUUUCGAUGACUCAGAUUCUGACAAAGAUCCCUUGCACAUGGACGAAGACUUUGAUCCGUGUUUUCCCUAUCCAGACGGCCCUGGCCACCCACGAGCCACGCCAGAGUCACUCAAAAUCAUUUGGCGCAUGGUGCGCCGUGCGGGCGUUUGGUCGUUUAGGCCAGAUCUUGGCAAAUCUGUCAACUCCGUGUCCAAUUGUUUCCUUUGGGAGCUUGCCGCUCGCACAUUCAUGAGACGGGUCGAUAGCGGCAGAUUUAACCUUGUUACGCGGGAUAUCUGCGAUCUUCAGAUGGUUCAGCAGAUUAUCAAUAGAUUUGUGUUAGGUCAAAUCAUGAGAGUAUAUUACGACAAUAAUAAAUUUGAAGAAGCCGAGUUGAAGCGGCAUGCUCGCGCCCGUCAAGCCGUCACACUCCGUAAAAAGCUCAUUGAAUGGCAAAUAGCUGAGAUUCAGGCAAACCCAGAGCUGGCAGGACUAAUCCGUAUUGUACAAGGCUGUACCAGCAACAACAAGUCAGAUGAAGAAGCUGUUGAAGAUUUGGAAGUAGAAGACGAUUUAGGACCAGCCAGACGCCCCAAGCGCUGUGUGGCACUCCAUGAGUUGGUUUUCAGCUACGCUCAAGCCGCCAAUGAAGAUUACACACCAGAUCGUGAUGGUACUCCCGUUGUCUACGACUUGCCGCAAGAUAAUUUGGCCGAUCUCGCAAGUGUAACCCUACCCGCUCAGGAAUCUCAGCUUGCCCAAUCACCCGCCAAACCACUCGAUUUGAUGGCUAAGUACCGCAAGGGCAAAGGCUCCAAAGGAGUCUUGGCAAAGGAGUUGCAAGAGUCGGCCGCUGCUGCUUCAAGGCUGGGCCAACAACUUCCCACUGAACAACCAGCUGAAGAAGAGCAAGCUGACCUACGGGAUGCGCUCCUUGACAACACGGCCGAGCUUGGCGAUGGCAACUUUGUACCUGACAUUUCAAGUGCAGAAUGGGGCGGCAAAUGGGUGGCUGAAGAAGGACUCAGGAGUUUAGGCCAGUCACCUGUGAAGAAACCAUGA
This is a messenger RNA of Puccinia triticina, 2925 nucleotides long. RefSeq lists its product as uncharacterized. The coding region runs from base 1 to 2925 and encodes 974 amino acids. The transcript has 12 exons. The record is from RefSeq and is a predicted model, not a curated record. NCBI's taxonomy places the organism in Eukaryota, Fungi, Basidiomycota, Pucciniomycetes, Pucciniales, Pucciniaceae.